AUGAAGCUGUUUGACGUGACAAAUGAAUUAGUUAAGUCUUUUAGACGCAUUCAAUCUGAAUUGAAUGAUCCAGCAUCAAUCAAUUUAAGACUGCGUAUUGUUGGUGCACGGGACACAACAUCUCGACAAUAUGAACUUCCAACUGGUUCAGAAUUGGAGGGCCUGAAGAGGAUCACAAGUGUACACCCGAAGUUUGAUGCUUUGCAUUUUCCAGUCCUUUUCCCAUACGGAGAAGAUGGAUUCCAUGUAACCAUACCGUAUGAUCCUGUUCAUACUCCCAAAACAUUGAAAAGGAAACAUGUGACUCAGAGAGAGUACUAUGCUUACCGGCUUCAGCACAGAGACGACGAAGGUCAGACAUUGAUGCGAGGUGGGAAGGCACUUCAACAUUACGUGGUUGAUGCAUAUUCCACAAUUGAACAAAACCGACUCUAUUAUUUGCGAUCGCAUCAAGAAAACCUCCGUUCUGAACUAUACUAUGGAGAUGCUGUUGGCCAUGUUGUUCUGCCAUCAUCGCAUACUGGAAGUCCUAGGUAUAUGAAGCAACUAUACUUAGAUGCAAUGGCUGUUGUCCACCAUCAUGGCAGCCCCGACCUAUUCAUAACCUUUACGUUUCAGAAACGGGGUUUGCCCCAUGUUCAUAUACUUUUAUGGUUGGAUGCAAAGAAUAAGCUACGACAAGCUUCUGAUAUUGAUGCAACUGUUAGUGCUGAACUGCCAGAUCCAUUACUAGAUCCAAUUGGGUAUGAUGCUGUGACAAAGUUUAUGCUGCAUGGUCCGUGUGGUCAAGAUAAUCCGACCAAUGUUUGCAUGAAAGAAGGAUCGUGUUCAAAGUAUUUUCCAAAACCGUUUAAUUCAGAAACUACAACGGACCAGUUUGGCUAUACAGUCUAUCGCCGUCGCGAUACAGGUAUAACAGCAGUGAAAGGUACAGCUAUACUAGACAACCGGUUUAUCGUUCCAUAUAAUCGGAAUUUACUUGUGCUGUUUCAAGCUCAUAUCAAUGUCGAGGUCUGUCAUCAAGGCCGCUUGAUUAAAUAUUUGUUUAAGUACAUUACAAAAGGGCCUGAUAGGAAACAACGGCUGUCUCGAAUACUUGCCCGCGAUUCUGUUUCAGAGACAACAUUGACACAAUGGUUUUACCUUAACCAACGAGAUCCAACUGCAAGGGAUCUACUUUAUGCCGAGACUCCGAAUCGUUAUAUAUGGAAUGUGAAAACAAAAAAAUGGGCUCCGCGGAAAAGAGGGUUCUCAAUUGGAAGAAUUGUCUAUAUCCAUCCAGGUUGUGGUGAUACAUUUUAUCUCAGACAACUUCUUACCAAAGUUCGUGGGUCAGUUAGUUAUGCAGAUCUUCGGACAGUCCAUGGAUUCCCAUGUAGAACAUAUCAAGAUGCGUGCCAGCGCCUUGGUCUUUUGUCUAACGAUGAUGAAUGGUUACUUGUGAUUAAAGAAGUCAGCCAAUGGGGCAUGUGCCGCUUGUUACGAUACCUCUUUGUGUCCAUGCUGAUGUUCUGUGAACUAUCAAACCCACUGCAGCUUUUCAAUCAGACAUGGGAAUUGCUUUGCGAAGACAUCACAUAUAGGUGCCAACGAGACGUUUGCUUCAACAACAACCUCAUACCAACUGAAUUGCCCAAAAAUAAAUUGUUGUGGGAAUUGCAGCACAUGUUACAUGCUUAUUCAGCCACGUUAUCUCAUUUUAACCUUCCCUUGCCAACAGAUGAUCACCCACAAACUGAUCCCUUGCUUCAGUUUGGAACUGAUUCACAUCCUGGUACUUUAGCUGCUGUGGAUUCCCCACCUCCUGUAGUUGGUGAUCUUAACAGAAAGCAACUUGAAGCUUUUCAUUGUGUAAUGGAAUCUGUUAUGUCUCCAACAGAAGACUCGCCUACAUUCUACUUUCUGUAUGGUCAUGGAGGAACAGGCAAGACUUUUCUCUACAAAACUAUUCUUGCGCAACUUAAAGAAGCUGGAAAAAUAGUUUUGGUAGUUGCUUCUUCAGGAAUUGCAGCAACAUUACUUCCUGAUGCAAGUACAGCUCACUCUCGGUUUAAAAUACCACUGGAAAUCGAUCAUGGUUCUUCAUGUAAUAUCAAGAAAGGUACGCCAUUGGCUCAAUUGAUCAUUAAUGCAUCGCUUAUAAUAUGGGAUGAAGCCCCAAUGGUUCACAGAUUGUCUUUUGAGGCAGUAAACAGAGCUUUUUGUGAUAUUAUGGAUGUUCCGUUUGGUGGUGCACACUAUAAACCGUUUGGUGGCAAAGUUGUUCUUCUUGGAGGCGAUUUUCGUCAAACGCUUCCAAUAGUAGCUGAUGCUGGCAGAGAAGAGAGUAUUGAUUCAUCUCUGACCUGUUCCUUUUUGUGGCAACAUUGCACUGUGUUGCACUUAACUGAAAAUAUGCGCGUGGUUGCUUCCCGGGAGAGUCAAAGGUCAACUUUUGGUGGCAUGCCCUUUACCGAAUGGACUCUUGCUGUGGGAAAUGGGAAUGUGCCAGGAAAAUCAUUUCCUUCUAACCAAUCUACUGAUUGGAUAGAGAUUCCGGAAUCAUUACUGCUUCCUUCUUCAGGAAAUCCCAUCCAUACGAUUACGUCUACAGUCUAUCCUGACUUUGCUCAACGGUUCCAUAAUGUAUCGUACCUCACUGAAAGAUCCAUUAUCACACCGACCAAUGCAAAUGUCACAGAGAUCAAUUCUCAUAUGUUAGCUCUGAUUCCGGGAAUGCCACGCACAUAUUUUAGUGGUGACAGUCUUCAUACAGAUGCAAGCGAUCCAGACCGACUCGAAGCUGAAUAUCCCACUGAAUUCCUUAAUUCCUUGUCCUUCAAUGGCUGCCCUGAACAUCAGAUUGAUCUCAAGGUAUUUGCUCCAAUUAUGCUGUUGAGGAAUCUAAACCCAUCCAUUGGUCUUUGUAAUGGUACACGCUUAAUGGUGCUCUAUUUGGGCCAUUAUGUGAUAAAAGGAAUGAUAAUGGGGGGUACAUUCAAUGGUAAGACUGUGGCAAUUCCAAGAAUUGUCCUUAGUGUCAAUGAUUAUCGUUGGCCAUUUGUUCUUAAGCGCCGGCAGUUUCCAGUACGAUUGUGCUACGCCAUGACAAUCAACAAAAGCCAGGGCCAGACAUUGCAAAAUGUUGGUGUGUAUCUGCCGAAGCCAGUGUUCAGCCAUGGCCAACUUUAUGUCGCUGUUUCUAGAGUUAGAACACCAGAUGGACUUAGGUUCCUUAUUAUGAAUGAAGAUGGCGUGCCUUCCAACUGUACCCGAAAUAUUGUUUACCAGGAAGCAUUCGUUGACCUUCAGACCCCAUCUUCCUAA
Linum tenue is the source of this 3306-nucleotide messenger RNA. NCBI's taxonomy places the organism in Eukaryota, Viridiplantae, Streptophyta, Magnoliopsida, Malpighiales, Linaceae. The record is from the annotation of a GenBank genome assembly.